AUGUCGGCCGUUGACAACUACGGCGCAGUCCGCGACAGCGGCUACCGCGAUCAUUCCGACAGGAUGAGCCCGACCCCCGAGAAGGCAUCCAGCGAUCUGGCCACAGAUUCCGAGAAGAAGUAUGGAGAGGCGUACGAUCUCGAAGCCGCCCCGACCGUGCAGGUCGAGAAGCCGGACAAAUUCAACAGCCUGGGUUGGAUCCAGCUCACCGUCUGCCUGAUUGUCGAAGCCAUCGCUCUCGGAUCCCUCAGUAUUCCUUCGGCCUUUGCCAAGGUGGGAAUGGUCGCGGGAGUAAUAUUGUCCGUGGGCUUGGGCUUCAUCGCAAUCUAUACCAGUUACGUGGUGGGUCAGGUCAAGCUGAAGUACGACCAUGUACACCACUAUGCGGAUGCGGUCAGACUGAUCUGGGGCUGGUUUGGAUACGAGCUUGCCUCGGUCAUGUUUGUCCUCCUCCUGGUCUUGCUGGUCGGAUCGCACGUCUUGACCGGCACCAUUGCUUGGGUCGAUAUUGUCAAAGAGCCCGGGGUUUGCGCGUUGGUCUUCUCCGUCGUGUCCGCCAUCAUUCUGUUCUGCCUGGCCCUGCCGCCGACAUUCCAUGAGUUCACCUGGUUGGGCUAUGUCGACUUCGUCUCCAUCAUCCUGGCCAUCGGCAUCACAAUCAUUGCGACGGGAGUGGAGGCUUCCCAGAGCGCAGGUGGCCUUUCCGGAGUGAACUGGAGUGUGUGGCCUCCGGAGGGCGUCACUCUCGCCGACGGCUUCCUCGCCACCACCAACAUCAUCUUCGCCUACUCUUUCGCCGUCUGCCAGUUCUCCUUCAUGGACGAGAUGCACACCAAGACGGACUAUGUCAAGUCCAUCUGGACUCUGGGUCUGGUGGAGAUCUUCAUCUACACCCUCACCGGCGCCAUCAUCUAUGCUUUUGUUGGUAAUGACGUCUCGUCUCCCGCUCUGCUGUCGUCGGGCGCCACCAUGUCUCGGGUCGCCUUCGGCAUUGCACUUCCCGUCAUCUUCAUCUCCGGAUCCAUCAACGGCACCGUGGUCGCGCGAUACCUUCUUGACCGUGCCUUCAAGGACAACGCCACCAUCAGGUACAUCCAGGGCGUCAAGGGCUGGUCCGUCUGGCUCAGCCUGAUCGCCGUCAUCACGAUCAUCGCCUGGAUCAUCGCCGAAGCCGUUCCAUUCUUCAGUGCGCUCCUCGGUCUGAUUUCCAGCUUGUUCAUCUCCGGCUUCACCUUCUACUUCCCCGCCCUGUUCUGGCUGAUGCUCAUCAAGGAGGGCAAAUGGUAUUCCAGCCUGCACAAUAUCGCCCUGACCAUUCUCAACGUGGUCGUGCUCGGAAUCGGCAUUGCGUCGUUGGGUCUGGGAACGUAUGCUUCGGUGAAGGACAUCACCGACCAGUAUGCUUCCGGCUCGACCAGAGGAGCUUUCAGCUGCGGACAGUCCGGUUACACAUGA
Molecule: messenger RNA, 1455 nt
Organism: Lecanosticta acicola
Lineage: Eukaryota; Fungi; Ascomycota; Dothideomycetes; Mycosphaerellales; Mycosphaerellaceae
Source: the annotation of a GenBank genome assembly